GGUGUUUACAGUAAUUUGGCAUAAUUUUGUCUCCUCAACAGUUCAGACUUGUGAACCAAACAGAAAGCUAUCUCAUACCUUCCAAACUGAAGUCUUUCAGCUUCUUGAGUGUUCUGUGUGUCUAUUCUUUGGUGGGUGUUCUUUAUUUUUGCUUUCUUGGAACAAAUUUUCCCAAAGAACGCUCAUUUAUACGUUUUUGGGUCUAUCCCAAUUCCCCUUAAUAAUGAAUUUUGGAAGUGUCAUUUGUACAUUCUUGAUUUUUGGUGGUCCAAUAUAUAUAAGAGUAAAUUGUUAGUCCUGUUAACAUAUAUGGAUUGAGUCUGAGCUCAUGAACUGAAAGAGGCAGCGUGGUUCACAUCAGCUUACUGAAUUAGAAUGGGUUUCUUCUGAUGUUUAUGGGGUAGCUUGAGUUAGGAUGGCUUUCUUCAUUCCGAUGAAUGUAGGUCCAUUUGUCAUUUCCUGCUCUAGUAAGAAGAUUCAAGGCACUGAUGAAUAUAAACUACAACCAAGGAGGUCUGGCAUAUUAUCAUCUAAAGAAGAAGCAACUCGGCGCCAGCUUCUUGCAGUAGGUUUUGCCAGUCCUUUGGUUUCGCUUUUAACAUACAGCUACAACUUAACGGUGCUACCAGCUCAGGCAGAGGAUCAAGAGAUUCAAGACAAGGAUGAAAGUGUGGUUGGGGCUAUUAAGUCCUUGUUUGAUCCAAAUGAGACAACAAAGUCAGGGAAAAUCUUACCAAAGGCGUACUUGCAAUCUGCAAGAGAGGUGGUGAAGACUUUGCGUGAAUCACUAAAUGAAGACCCAAAAGACAUGUCUAAGUUUCGACGAACAGCUGAUGCAGCAAAGGAAUCCAUCAGGGAAUACUUGGGUGGAUGGAGAGGACAAAAAUCAGUAGUCAAUGAGGAGUCAUAUGUUAUGCUAGAGAAAGCUAUCAGAUCUUUGGCCAGCUUUUAUUCAAAGGCAGGCCCAUCUGCUACCCUUCCUGAACAGGUAAAGUCAGAGAUCUUAGAUGAUCUGAAUAAAGCAGAAGAAGGAUUGUAACAAUAGGGUGGAAAGUCACAAGUACAUGGCGGAAUAGUCGAGGUGCAUGCAAGUUGGCUUGGACAUAACUGUUAAAACAAAGAGAAUAAAAGAAUUGUAACGUGUUUCUUGAUAUUCAUAACCAAAGAGGCCAAUGUAAUGUAUUAUGAUCUUCUGUUGCAGUGUGCUCAAUUAGAUCUAGUCUGCUUGAUAAACAUACAUAUUAUCAAACUAUCUUUUUUUUUUUUUUU
Molecule: messenger RNA, 1269 nt
Organism: Capsicum annuum
Lineage: Eukaryota; Viridiplantae; Streptophyta; Magnoliopsida; Solanales; Solanaceae
Product: photosystem II D1 precursor processing protein PSB27-H2, chloroplastic
Exons: 4
Coding region: 416-1039 (207 amino acids)
Biological process (GO): photosystem II repair; photosystem II assembly
Cellular component (GO): photosystem II; chloroplast thylakoid lumen
Source: RefSeq, a predicted model, not a curated record